ACCACAGCUCCCGGCAGCCCCUGCGCCCCAGCCUGUGGAUGCGGGAGCAGCGGGGAUAAUGAGAUGCGUGUGAAGCGGCUCUGUCCCGCGGGGCGCCGGAGUCGCUCUGUCCCGCAGGCGGAAUACGACGUUUCAAAAUGCUGCAGAUUAUCUGGGUGAACCUAGAGAUUAGAUUUAAUGUGCUUGUGUUUUUAGAAAUGCUGUUCCUGCUUUUCAUGAGAGAGAACACUUUACAAAAAUGAAAAAUUGGAGAUUAAUGAAGGUAGCUUUUUUACCAUGUCUGUACAUGUUAAUGAACUCUGAGAAGAACUUUUGAAGAAAGAAUAGAUUCGUCAUAAACACUGAUAUACGCAGUAUUAUUGGCUCAGGAUGCUAUCCACAUGUUUUUUUGUUUAAAUAGAAAAAGACAUCUAAGUGAAGAUGAGACUGUGUUUGAUAUAUAGUGUCUGGAGUUAAGUGAGAGAAGAAAUAUUUUUAAAGAUCUACCAACAAUAAUCUCUAUCUGAGACCAAGAUUUUCUCAAAAGAAAUAAAAUGAAGGACCUGUGUGAGAAAGUGGUAUUGAUUUAUUCCUCUGAAGGAGACAAUUUCAUGAUGAUUUAAGCCUCUACCAACAUCUGGAUGUGAUGCUAAAGGCAAGUCUGUGUCUUUGAUCAGCUGACUGAAACUGUGGAAAGACUUUAAAUUAAAAGGUCCUAACUUCUGGCUGAAAUUCUCUUGCUCAUCAGCUUGAACAGAAUGAAAGGGAAAAUGAACAUGACGUAUCAGUCAGGGGCCUCUUACUGAACUGAAAAAGGGAAACUUUAGACUGUCCUUUAAACUGUAAAAUUAUAACAAACACCCUGGUCAAAUAUUUUUUAAAAAAAGUUGACUACUAGGCAGAUCUCUACAGAUUUAAAGAAAGUCAGAUGUCAGCAAACGAUUCCUCUCCUCCAUCCUUACAGAAGUUUUCUCCUCCUGCAUCUCAUGCUGCUGCACCACCAACCCCUUCUCUGUCUUCAAGUCCCCAGUCGGGACUCUCCAACCGGCUAUCCAAUGGCAGCCUCAGUACACAGAGUCUCACCAACUCCAGGGGCUCUGUGCAUGGGGUCUCAUUCCUGCUGCAGAUCGGUCUCACUCGGGAGACUGUCACCAUUGAAGCUCAGGACUUGUCCCUCUCAUCUAUCAAAGACCUAGUCUGUUCUAUAGUUUACCAGAAGUUCCCAGAGUGUGGUUUCUUUGGCAUGUAUGACAAAAUUCUCCUCUUUCGCCAUGACCUGAACUCAGAAAAUAUUUUACAGAGGAUUACAUCAGCAGAAGAGAUACAUGAAGGAGAUCUUGUUGAGGUUGUGCUUUCUGCUUUGGCUACUGUUGAAGAUUUCCAGAUUCGUCCUCAUGCACUUUAUGUGCAUUCUUACAAGGCCCCUACAUUUUGUGACUAUUGUGGGGAGAUGCUUUGGGGUUUGGUACGACAAGGAUUGAAAUGUGAAGGCUGUGGAUUAAACUACCAUAAGCGGUGUGCCUUCAAGAUCCCAAAUAACUGUAGUGGAGUGAGAAAGAGGCGUUUGUCAAAUGUGUCUUUACCAAGUGCUGGGCUUUCAAUUCCCAGACCAGUGCAAACUGAAUACACAGCCACAGCCACUGAAGAGCGCUGCCAGCCAGAGCCCAGCAAGAGAAUUCCCUCCUGGAGUGGGCGUCCAAUCUGGAUGGAAAAGAUGGUGCUUUGCAGGGUGAAGGUUCCUCACACCUUUGCUGUCCAUUCCUAUACUCGUCCCACCAUAUGCCAGUACUGCAAACGUUUGCUCAAAGGCCUUUUUCGCCAAGGAAUGCAGUGUAAAGAUUGCAGAUUUAACUGUCACAAACGUUGUGCAUCUAAAGUACCUAGAGACUGUCUUGGAGAGGUGGUUUUCAAUGGAGAACCUUCUAGUCCAGGCCAAGAUUUGGACAUGCCAAUGGAAGUUGACAGCAAUGAAAUAAACAGUGACGGUAGUCGGGGUUUGGAUGAUGUAGAAGAACCCUCCCCUCCAGAGGACAAAAUGUUCUUUAUGGACCCUUCUGAUCUUGAUGUGGACAAAGAUGAAGAAGCUGUCAAAACUAUCAGUCCAUCAACAAGCAAUAAUAUUCCACUAAUGAGGGUUGUACAGUCAAUCAAGCACACAAAGAGGAAGAGCAGUACAAUGGUGAAGGAAGGAUGGAUGGUUCACUAUACCAGCAGAGACAACCUGAGAAAGAGACAUUACUGGAGACUGGAUAGUAAAUGUCUUACGCUAUUUCAAAAUGAAUCUGGAACAAAAUAUUACAAGGAGAUUCCACUUUCAGAAAUUCUCCAGGUGAAUCAGCCUCGAGAUUUCUCAAACAUGGUGCAGGGCAGCAACCCACACUGUUUUGAGAUCAUCACUGACACCAUGGUAUACUUUGUUGGCGAAAAUAAUGGCAACAGCCAUCACAAUCCUGUUCUUGCUGCCACUGGAGUUGGAUUUGACGUAGCUCAAAGCUGGGAGAAAGCCAUCCGUCAGGCUUUGAUGCCAGUCACUCCUCAAGCUAGCGUGUGCACUGCAGCAGGACAAGGAAAAGAUCACAAGGAGUUAUCUCUCAGCAUCUCUGUUUCAAAUUGCCAGAUUCAGGAGAAUGUGGAUAUCAGCUCUGUAUAUCAGAUCUUUGCUGAUGAGGUCCUAGGUUCUGGUCAGUUUGGCAUUGUAUAUGGAGGAAAACAUAGGAAGACUGGAAGGGAUGUGGCUAUUAAAGUCAUUGAUAAGAUGAGAUUCCCCACAAAACAGGAAAGUCAGCUUCGCAAUGAAGUUGCCAUUCUGCAGAAUUUGCACCACCCUGGGAUUGUAAACCUGGAAUGUAUGUUUGAAACCCCAGAACGGGUGUUUGUUGUGAUGGAAAAGUUGCAUGGAGAUAUGCUGGAGAUGAUUCUUUCUAGUGAGAAAAGUCGGCUGCCAGAACGAAUCACAAAGUUCAUGGUCACCCAGAUACUUGUUGCUUUGAGAAAUCUACACUUCAAGAACAUUGUGCACUGUGAUUUAAAACCGGAAAACGUACUACUAGCAUCAGCAGAACCAUUCCCUCAGGUGAAGCUGUGUGACUUUGGUUUUGCGCGCAUCAUAGGCGAAAAGUCUUUCAGGCGCUCUGUGGUUGGAACCCCUGCCUACCUUGCUCCUGAGGUGCUCCGGAGUAAAGGUUACAAUCGCUCUCUGGAUAUGUGGUCAGUGGGAGUAAUUGUCUAUGUGAGCCUUAGUGGUACAUUCCCAUUUAAUGAGGAUGAAGAUAUAAAUGACCAAAUCCAAAAUGCAGCAUUUAUGUAUCCACCAAACCCCUGGAAGGAAAUUUCUAGUGAAGCCAUUGAUUUAAUAAAUAAUUUGCUUCAAGUGAAGAUGAGAAAGCGUUACAGUGUUGACAAAUCUCUUAGUCACCCCUGGCUACAGGAUUAUCAGACUUGGCUUGACCUUAGAGAGUUUGAAACUCGCAUUGGAGAGCGUUACAUUACCCAUGAGAGUGAUGAUGCUCGCUGGGAAGAACAUGCUUAUGAACACAACCUUGUGUACCCCAAACAUUUCAUUAUGGCCCCUAAUCCAGAUGAUAUGGAAGAAGACCCUUAAUAUUCACCAUGCUAACUUCAUUAUAGAAGGAAGCUUCAGAUAGAAACUGAUGUUGAUACUUUUCUGGACAGAUAUUGCUCUUUGAAUGUUGUUCAGAUGAUUCAAUCUACAAAACCAUGAAGGAUCCUGCACUGGCAGGUGGAUGAGCAAAAUGACCUAACAAGUUUUUCUUCAUCUCUAAUUUCUUGAACUAUGAAAUGUGAUCUGGCAAUGGGAUAAGCAACUUAGGUAACAUUUCACUAGCUGUAUGGUUACGGACGAUGUUACCGAGGUGUAAUGCAUACAGACUGAAUGCAUGGUGUGUGUUUUCUGUGUUUUUUGUAGCCUAUGCAAUAACGAAACAAUUUUUUUUUAUGGU
This is a messenger RNA of Gopherus flavomarginatus (Mexican gopher tortoise), 3938 nucleotides long. RefSeq names its product protein kinase D3 (gene PRKD3). The coding region runs from base 908 to 3580 and encodes 890 amino acids. Gene Ontology annotation, molecular function: ATP binding; protein serine/threonine kinase activity. Lineage: Eukaryota; Metazoa; Chordata; Testudines; Testudinidae. Gene Ontology annotation, biological process: protein phosphorylation. The transcript has 19 exons. The record is from RefSeq and is a predicted model, not a curated record.